UGUAUAUAUUAUAUAUACCAGAAUUGCUCGUUUAAAGGUAUAAGAUAGAUGGUAGGAUCGUAUAGAUGUACUAUACCGCGUGCGCCCGUGUGGGACAGAAGAACAUUCGGCAUGAGCCAAAUAAGAAAAAAAUCAAAAGCGCCUCAAAACUGUACCUACUGCAAACACCAAGUGACAAUGGCACAUUUGCAAGUGCCACUUAACCACUAAAUGUUAUAACUACCCGAAAAUUUACAAAUUGUUAGUUUACUUUUAUUUAAACACCUAAAGAUACAGAGUAUAAUGCGACAAAAUUAAAAAUACGUUAUAUCAUUCUUGACAACAUACCAAAAAUAACCUACGUAAUUUGGUCUGGUUCAUUGUUACCCAUUUUACUCACCAUAAAAAACAGUGGGCAACAAAAAACAUCUACGCCACUUGGGACUUUUUACAAGUACUCAGGACAAAUGAGACUAUGAGAUGAGCUUUGCUAUUUCUACUGAAAGUUCCAUAAGAGCAUCUCGUUCGGUCAUCUCCCCCCUCCCCCAUUUUGUAUCUAUAUUAUUGUACCUCUAUUAUUCAUAUUGUGACGGGCUUUAGCUCAUCUGUUAAAAGUAAGGUUCAUGUUUCUGAACGUGUAUGUAUUACGUCGUAAUCCGAACAUCAUUUUCGAACGUACACCUUCACGUCGAACUUUGACAGUUGUCAGUUCAUGACUUGUGAUAUUUUUGUUCUGUAUGUUUAGAAACAACACACAACACACAUUUCUGUACCAAAAGAAUAUGAGCUAAAUACAUAUUUCCGAAGAUGAAUUGCACUUUAGAAGAAAGCACAACAGAAAAGAUAUCGCCGCUGCUGGAAAAAAUAAUAAGUAGAAUAAAGUCUCAAAGCAACGCGCAUGAAUCUACGCAAAAAGAUUAUAUGUUUAUACUGAUUGUAGUUUUAAUGAUUGAAAAUGGAUUUAUACCUAUGAAAAGUGACUCAGAGCUGUUACACGACGUUGAAUUCCUUGACGCAGAGCAGUUGACUAAGUGGAAGAAUAACUCUUCUAUUUAUGAAGCAGUUUUUUCAAUGCCUGGCAUGGCUAGCUUUCCACUCAAAGUUAUAAUGAGCCCUUUGGGAGCAAUGGUACUACUCAAUGUUCUGAUCCACAAUUUAGACUCGGAGACGUAUUCAGUUUGUUUGCCUGUCAGUAGAUAUGUUGUGUCACCACAAGCAUCAAAAAUUCCAAUGAUUUUUCGGGAUUUGAAACAUUUGUCUACUGUAUUCAAGAAUAAAAUUUUGUCUGUAGUCAAAAGUAUUAUUCUUACAAAAUUAGGAUAUUCAAGUGCUAGUUUGAUUGGUGUACCAGAAGACGUGUUUAUAAAAAUUAUGUUAUACCUCCCUGUUAAUGAAAUAAUUCAAUUAUCUAUGUUAUGUAAAAGAUUAAAUUAUUUAAUUGAUAAUGAAACUUUGUGGCAUGAACUGUGUAAAAGAGACUUUAGCAAUCAGCUUAAAACCAGUUCUGAGGACUGGAAAGAAAUUUAUAGGGAGUUAUAUAUUGCAGAACACAAUAGAAAACUACCAGAAACUCACCGUUUAGCUGGGAGUAUGCAUGAUCAUAUGGAUUAUUCGGAUUUUGUAUCUUAUAUUGAUAACCCCAUGUGGGAUGUAAUAAUAUAAAUGAAGAAAUAA
Messenger RNA from Cydia pomonella (codling moth), 1653 nucleotides. RefSeq lists its product as uncharacterized. Gene Ontology annotation, biological process: positive regulation of autophagy of mitochondrion; autophagy of mitochondrion. The transcript has a single exon. Gene Ontology annotation, molecular function: protein kinase binding. The record is from RefSeq and is a predicted model, not a curated record. Lineage: Eukaryota; Metazoa; Arthropoda; Insecta; Lepidoptera; Tortricidae. The coding region runs from base 787 to 1641 and encodes 284 amino acids.